Molecule: messenger RNA, 4108 nt
Organism: Leucoraja erinaceus (little skate)
Lineage: Eukaryota; Metazoa; Chordata; Chondrichthyes; Rajiformes; Rajidae
Gene: agap3
Product: ArfGAP with GTPase domain, ankyrin repeat and PH domain 3
Cellular component (GO): nucleus
Molecular function (GO): protein binding; GTPase activity; GTPase activator activity
Source: RefSeq, a predicted model, not a curated record
GACCCGAGUUAGCGGAGCCGGCGGACGGACAGGCGGACAGGCGGACGGGCUGCGGACCAUCCGGACAACAAAGCCCGGGAGGGAGAGCGGCUGGCGGGCAGGAGGGCAGGGGCAGGGACAGGGCAGGGAUGGAGCGGUGCGGCGCCGGCCUCCGGCACCAGGCUCGUUGCGGCAUCCGACACUGAGGUAACGGACCGGCCUUUGUGAACGGCGGCGAGGGUCGCGGGCCCGGGCCACGCCUGACCCGACCCGACCCUUCACACCCCGGACCCUAGGCCAUGAACUUCCAGUCUCCGCCGGCGCUGCUGGCCGGCUCCCCGGGCUCAGGCUCCGGCUCGGGCUCGGGCUCCGGGGGCUCGGGGCUGGGUCCGCCCGGCGGGGCCCUGGCGCUCAGCUGCGGCUCCGGCUCCGGCUCCAUGCCCGUGUUGUCGCACUCGGGCUCGGCGUCCGCCGGCGCCCCGGCGCUCUCCAACUCGGCGGCCAUCCGCGCCGAGAUCCAGCGCUUCGAGAGCGUCCACCCCAACAUCUACGCCAUCUACGACCUGAUCGAGAGGGUCGAGGACGUGGGGCUACAGAACCAGAUCCGAGAGCAUGUCAUCAGCAUCGAAGAUUCAUUUGUCAACAGUCAAGAAUGGACGCUGAGCCGGUCCGUGCCCGAGCUGAAAGUGGGAAUCGUCGGCAACCUGUCCAGUGGCAAAUCUGCUCUUGUUCACCGAUACCUGACUGGGACCUACGUACAGGAGGAGUCACCUGAAGGCGGUCGGUUUAAGAAGGAGAUCGUGGUUGACGGACAGAGCUACCUGUUGCUGAUCCGGGAUGAAGGGGGGCCACCCGAGGUGCAGUUUGCCGCCUGGGUGGAUGCGGUGAUCUUCGUCUUCAGUCUGGAGGAUGAGAUCAGUUUCCAGACGGUCUACAACUACUACAUGCGCCUCUCCACCUACCGCAACACAGCAGAGAUCCCCAUGGUGCUCGUGGGCACCCAAGAUGCCAUCAGUGCGACCAACCCUCGGGUGAUCGACGAUGCUCGUGCACGGAAGCUGUCCAACGACCUGAAGCGCUGCACGUACUACGAGACCUGCGCUACCUACGGGCUCAACGUGGAGCGUGUCUUCCAGGAUGUGGCUCAGAAGAUCGUGGCGUUACGGAAGAAGCAGCAGCUAUCGAUUGGACCCUGCAAGUCUCUGCCGAACUCUCCCAGUCACUCCUCCGUUCCCAACGCCUCCAUCCCAUCCAUGCACAUCAACCAGGCUGCUAACGGAGGGGUCUUCAGUGACUACUCCUCGUCAGUCCCAUCCACGCCCAGCAUGAGCCAGAAGGAACUGCGAAUUGAGACAAUCGCCGCGUCCAGCACUCCCACCCCCGUCCGCAAGCAGUCCAAACGCCGGUCCAAUAUCUUCACAUCUCGGAAGGGCAGUGACACAGACAAGGACAAGAAGAGCCUGGAUGGUAAAACCGACAACAUUGGGAGUGGACGAGCUAUCCCCAUCAAACAGGGGAUUCUGCUGAAGCGCAGUGGGAAGUCACUCAACAAAGAAUGGAAGAAGAAGUACGUGACACUCUGUGACAACGGCGUGCUGACCUACCAUCCCAGUUUACACGAUUACAUGCAGAACGUCCAUGGCAAGGAGAUCGACCUGCUGCGAACCACAGUGAAAGUACCGGGCAAGCGCCUGCCCCGAGCCUCGGCCGGCAACGCUCCCGGCGCCAGCCCCAAGACCAACGGCCUGACCAAGGACAGGAGCAACCUGCAGCUAGCGGCCAGCCAAGACGUGGAGGAAAGCUACGAGUUUGUCAUUGUGUCGUUGACCGGCCAGACCUGGCACUUUGAGGCGUCUAGUUGUGACGAGAGGGAGUCGUGGGUGCUGGCCAUCGAGAGCCAGAUCUUCGCCAGCCUACAGUCCUGUGAAAGCAGCAAAAACAAGUCUCGACUAGGAAGCCAGAGUGAUGCAGUCGCCAUCCAGUCCAUCCGUAAUGUGCGGGGGAACAGUUUCUGCGUUGACUGUGACACACCUAAUCCAGAUUGGGCCAGCUUGAACCUGGGAGCGUUGAUCUGCAUAGAAUGUUCCGGCAUCCACCGGAACCUGGGCACCCACCUGUCGCGGGUGCGCUCGCUGGACCUGGACGACUGGCCCGUUGAGCUGAUCAUGGUGAUGACCGGAAUUGGCAACGCCAUGGCCAACAGUGUGUGGGAGGACUCCACACAGGGGCUGGCCAAACCCUGCCAGGACAGCAGCAGGGAGGAGAAGGAGCGGUGGAUUCGGGCCAAGUACGAACAGAAGCUGCUGCUGGCAUCUCUGCCACAGUCAGACAUCCCGCUAGGGCAGCAGCUGCUGCGGGCGGUGGUGGAGGAUGACCUGCGGCAGGUAGUGCUGCUCCUGGCUCACGGCACCAAGGAGGAGGUGAACGAGACGUACGGGGACGGAGAUGGCAGGACUGCGCUGCACCUCUCCUCUGCCAUGGCCAACGUGGUCAUCACACAGCUUCUCAUAUGGUACGGGGUGGAUGUGAAGAGCCGAGAUGCGCGGGGAUUAACGCCGCUGGCCUACGCUCGCCGUGCCGGGAGCCCGGAGUGCAUCGAGAUCCUCACACAGUACGGAUGCCCCGGGGACAACUUCAUUCCCAUCCCCACUCCCAACCUGGCCCGAAGGAACACCAACCUCAACAACAACGCAGGGCUGGAGCUGAACCGUAGCGCAUCCAUUAUCUGACACGGCAGAAACAAUUGGGGAAACCCUCCCUGACCCUCACACCCUGCUCCCCCCUCCCACCUCCCCCCCCCCCUCCACUCCCUUUCUGACCCCCACACUUUGCUCCCCCUCCCCUUGCUCCCCCACCCCCAAACCACACCCUCUGCUCCCCCAACCCAUGAUCUCCUUCCACCCACUACUCUCCCUCCCAGCCUCAACCCGUCCCUGCUCCCCUCUCCCCCUGCUAACCUCCUCCCCUCCCUUCCAUGGCCACCCUCCCGUCUCGCCCCGUCCAAACCCCUCCACCUCCCAGCCCCACCCUGUCCUUCCCAUCUCCCAUCCCAUCCCAUCCCAUCCCACCAUCAUCUGAUACACCAGCACCUGGGAGCCACUGGGCCCAGCUUUGCCAUGUCAUCAACCCCUCUUCCCGUGUCCCAUCCAACCCCUCCCCUCCCCUCCCACCCCUUCCUUGACCUUCCCUCCCCCUCCCCCGCCCACGUCCCCUCCUACCCCCCAAGAACGUUGCAGUGUCAGCAGGAAUCUGGGGCUAUUGGGUCUCCCAGCGUGGGGAGAGGCUCUUCCCCUCCUCUACGGCUCUCCCAGGGGGGGGGGGUUGGAAAACAGCCUGCAGAGACCCUGCCCUCUCAACAAUGACCCUCCCUCACCCCCUCCACCCCCCCUCACCCACCCCUCCCUCACAGCUCACCCCCACCUAAUGCCCUUUGCCCCUCCCUCCUCACCCCCACUCACUCCCCCUCAACCACACCCCCCCCCCCACAGCUCAUCCCCAUCCUCACCCCGCACCCCUAAAUCUGACGUGAGUGGGGGUGGGGGGGUGCCAUGACAGGAGGACCCAGCAGGUCCCAUGAGGUCUCAGCAGUGACAGGAGACUGGACACCGGGUCCAUGGGCGCAGUGCCGUGUCCACACCGUCUGGCCCGAGGAAUCACACUCACUGAUCCCUGGGCGGCAGCAAAGGGCAAGGGCGGCCCUGAGGGUUGUUGGUGCACUCUCUGUAGCACACUCACUGUGCACCCGUGGUGCACACUCACUGUUCACACUCUUGCAUACUCAUUAUGCACACUAACUGUGCGCACACACAGCGCACACUCACUGCACAAUCACUUCAUAAUCACUGUACACACGCGGUGUGCGCUGAAUGUGAGCACUCUUGUGUACAGCCGCACGGCACAGUGAGCACUCGUUGCACACUCACUGUGCACACACAUUGCACACUCUGAACACAAAUGCCGCACACUCGCAUUGCACAUUCAUGUUGCCUUUGCGACGCGGGGCUCUCUGCCGAGGUCUGAGGGCCGUGCCCGGGGUUGCGUGGGAUACACUUAAUUGGUGAACACUCCCACAGCCCUGCGUUCCCCCCCUCCCCCUCCCACAGCCCUGCGUUCCCCCCCUCCCCCCCCC